Molecule: messenger RNA, 735 nt
Organism: Haliotis rubra (blacklip abalone)
Lineage: Eukaryota; Metazoa; Mollusca; Gastropoda; Lepetellida; Haliotidae
Exons: 3
Coding region: 210-644 (144 amino acids)
Source: RefSeq, a predicted model, not a curated record
GUAACAGCAGCACUGCCCGGAGGAAUCUUGUUUCCAGGCCGGGCUGGAUACACAGAGACGUGACCACGUGGACAGAGUCCAUCCUCGGAGCCUGUUCAGGAGUGAUAUGCGGCGAACACGAGGAGUGCAGAUUGUCCAGAACGAGGCUGCCUUUCUGUACGUCGGCCAGUACACUGAAGGAAAAGGAAGAAAUCACCACAUCUGCCUCAAUGGCAACAGGUUCUUGGAUGAGGAAGGAAACGCCUUGGUCCUUAAUUCAACAGUAUGUUCAACUGACAAAUGAAGAACUGAAGCAUAUCUUCAUCAACUCCAGUCUCAUCUUCAGAGUGAAAACCUGCAAUGAUGCUAACUUCCGACUUGGCAGAUCUGGACCAGAUACAGUCGUUAUAGGGGGUAAAAGAAAUACUAAGAUGUGGAUCAAUGGAUGUGAAAUAAAUCAUGCACAUGGGAUUUUGUCCUGCACAGAGUUCAGAUCAUUCUGGUUUACGUUUAAGAAUAGUACCAUUUCAGUUGGGAGAGGGGAGAAGGUUGGGGAGCGUGGCCUCAUGAAUUGCAGUAUCCGUGGCAACAAGGCAUUCGGAAUGUAUAUAACUACGUUCAUAAAAAAUCCUGGAACAUGGCUGUUCCGAAAACGUACCGGUUAAAUUGAAAACCAGCGAUAAGCAUCUUUCAUGGCAGCAUCAUAUUUGGUACACGUUCAUAAAUCGACCUUAAGGUUAAGAUGCUCUCAAUGCU